CCUACUUGUCAAUCCACAAUCAUAAAUAUAAUUCCAAAACCCAAUUCUCACAUAUUCCCCCUUAUUUUUAAUUCCACACGCAAGCAAAUACGCAAUCCCACGCCUCUUCCUUUCCCUUUUUCUUUUCAUUGCGUUUAUUCCCCCCUUUCUUUUUAUUUGCGCAUUAUAGGCUUGCUCCACCUCUGACAUUUCUAGCAGUUAAUUAUUCAUCUUUCUUCACGAGCCUCUAUUCCCAGUUUUUAUAUUUAGCUAUUUAUUCCGCACAAGCAGCCUGAAUUUCAAGAAAACCCUGUAACACAACUAAAUUAGGCCCCCGAAAUGUCACAACAGGGCCAAUGGAAGGCAUCUGCGCUGGCCGCCACAUUCAGCUCCAAUUCGGGCUUGAACGGGACUGCGUGGGGCGCAGCGCGGCAGCCAAUGCACCGUGGCGGUGAAAUUGGCUUUGGGCUUGGCUUUGGCCAGGUGCCAAUGAUGAACAACAUGUUGCUGGCCCUGCCUCACAGCUACACUGCUACUGCUGCGGCUGUGGCCAGCGAAGCAGCCAGUGGCCGUUCCCAGAAGAGGAAGGCCAGCUGCGAGGAUGAGAGCAUGGAUGGCUCGUCGCCGACGCCCGAGCCGAUCGGCCGCAAGAUUCGUCCCCUGGGUGAACCAAGACGCGGCGCCGAUGCUCGCAAGCGCACACGCAUGGUGAUGCACACGGCAGCGCCCAACGAACUGGUGGAGCCCCUGGAGGAAAAGGACCUGCGCGCACUGCUCGACACUCUGAUAUUGCAUAAUCCGCAGCUGGCAGCGCAGGUGCGGCAGCUGGUGCCUAAGCCGACGGUCGGCUCGGCAUGCGGCCAGCUGGUGCGGCUCGAACGGCGUCUGCAGGCGGCAUUUCCAUACAACAAGUCGGGGCCUGCCUCUGACGACUACACGUACCAUCGCGUGCGGCCGGCGCUGGAGGAGCUGCGGACACCAUCCACUGGCACCGAUGCGCUGGGCAGCGAGCCGCAGCAGCCUCUCAACGCCCUUUCUCACCCGGCCGAGUGGUUUGACCUGCUGGCACAGGCGACUGACGUUGCCAUGCGCAUGCCCAAGUGGGACAAGCCCGAGAACAACGACGUCAGGCGCGACACGCUACGCCAGCUGGCCGAUGGCUGGCUGCGCGCAAUCAUGGCCACCGCGCGGUGGACCGAGGAAGGCCAUAUUGUCGGCAGGGACAUGCUCUCGCAGUGGGCGCAGCAGCUGGACCAUUUCUACGCGGCAUCGGGCGAGAGCGCGCUGUUUCAGCCAGCAGUCCAGGUCUUCCAGCGCAGCUUUGGGCAGCACUGCUUCCGGAGCUCAGGCCGCAUGUCCCUACAGUCGACAGCGUAGGGGCAUUCAGUUGAUUUUGCACAGCAGUUCAUUUUGGGUGUUUGCCCUGGGCUGGGUGCCCGGGCGACAUAUCCCUCGAGCCUACGUAAUGCCCUCCCUCCCCUGUUUCCCCCUUUACACCCCUUUAUUUUAUGUACUCAUUAUAUUUACUCUACAAGCAACACCAAA
Molecule: messenger RNA, 1524 nt
Organism: Kickxella alabastrina
Lineage: Eukaryota; Fungi; Kickxellomycota; Kickxellomycetes; Kickxellales; Kickxellaceae
Exons: 4
Coding region: 319-1356 (345 amino acids)
Biological process (GO): nuclear protein quality control by the ubiquitin-proteasome system; proteasome localization
Cellular component (GO): nucleus
Source: RefSeq, a predicted model, not a curated record